This is a messenger RNA of Racocetra fulgida, 228 nucleotides long. Lineage: Eukaryota; Fungi; Glomeromycota; Glomeromycetes; Diversisporales; Gigasporaceae. The record is from the annotation of a GenBank genome assembly.
UUCGAGAAUCAUAUCCGAUCCAAGAAAUAACACCGAAAGAGUUACAUACUUCACUUAACAGCAACACUUCCACCAUCACAAAACCAAAUAUAAUAUUGAUUGAUGUUCGUGAAAAAGAUGAACAAUUACGUGGUAUCAUACCAACCGCUAUACCAUUACCACGUGGAGUUCUUGAAAGAGAUAUUGAACGGAAAGUCGUUAGCAUUGAUGAAGUUAAUUCAGAAACCG